AUGGUUGUGGAGCAAAAACCUUUUAGGAUGUUUGUUAGUACAAUAGUUAGGUGCUUUCGUGUAGUUCUACUGCAAUUUGAUAGAAAUGCAGCAAGAAAUAUAACAAUUUGUACCUUUUGGAAUCCUUUAAAAGAAUGGUUGUCAGCCUCGGUUGUAUACAUAGCACAAGUGAUUCUAAAAAGCACGUCUGGGUGUGAACCUCAAGUAGUUAAACAAGAGGUGGAGAAAGAAAGAGAAGAAGAAUCUGCAGUACUCAUUUCAGAAAACAAUGAAGUAAAACAAGAAGAAGUGGAUUUUGAGCAACAAAAACACAGAGAAGACGAAUCGGAACUAUCCACUUCAGAAAGUGAAGAUGAUGUGAACAUCUCUCAGUUUUCAAAGUCCAAAGGGAAGCAAAUUGAUUGCUCCUCUGUGGAAGUUCGGUUGAACUCUAGGAGCCCUAAAAGCAAACGAAAGAUGGAAAGUGUUGAUGGAAACUCUGGAGAUACCUAUUCUUUUGCAAUGAAACGAGCAAAAGAGGUUCGAGCAAAACUGGACCCCAGAUUUCCUAGCUUCUUAAAGUUAAUGCUGCGUUCUCAUGUUUCUGGAGGAUUUUGGCUUCAUAUUCCUUCGUCUUUCUGCAAAUUGCAUAUGCCAAAGCAUGAUCAAACAAUUGUUUUGGAGGAUGAAACUGGCAAAGCAUAUGAAGUAAAAUACCUUGCUGACAAAAUGGCACUAAGUGCUGGUUGGAAAGGAUUUUCCAUUCAGCACAACUUGCUUGAGGGUGACGUUAUCGUUUUUCAUUUCAUGCCGUUCAACAAGAUUAAGGUGUACAUAGUGAGAGCAAGCAGUUCAGGUGAGAUUAUUGAUGGAGCCCUCUGCAAUUCAAAUCUAAACGCUAAUGCAGGAGAAAGAGAUCUUGGUGGUAGAGACGAGUCUAAGAAUGGUGAGGAUUCCUCGGGCAAAAAUACGGAUGGUGUCUUUGAAGGAUCUUUCGUUGAUUUUCAAGAGUUCCACGUCACAGUUAAUAAUGUUAUUAUAGACUCCAUGCUUACUGAAGAUGUGCGAAGGAACUAUUAUGAGCUUUGCCUCGCUCGGAGCUCAUAUCUUCAUGAUCUCCUUAAGAGCGACAACAAUAUGUUAGCAGCUGGAAUAAUUACAGAGACAACAAAAAUUGCUAAUAAUAUUAGAGAGUGUAAGCUUUCAACCUCUAAUGAUGAUUUUGCAAUGUGGGACAAGACAUUAGAAGGAUUUGAAGUUUUGGGCAUGGAUGUAAGAUUUUUGCGUUCACGGUUAAGCUAUCUUGUAAACAUUGCUUCAAAAAUGAGAGAGACACCACGAUUGAAAAGGUAUGCGGAAGCUAGGCUUGAGCGAGACUGCAGAGAAGAAGAGAUUCAGAUUCUGAAAUCGAGACUACAAGAGAUUAAACAAGCAAAAAUGAAGCUCGAUAACGACAUAGCCGUUCUGAAGGUAGAGGUCGGCAGUUUUGAGCUCAUAUUUGAAGAAGAAGCUAAUAGAUCAUGGUCAUAAGAUACAUCACCAUGAGAACUUUUUAUGAUAUGUGUACAGUGUCAGUUUUCUAAACCAUUAGUUAGGUGCUUUCAUGAAGUUCUGAUGGCCUGAUGGUUAAUGGCUUAAUAUGGCGGCAGAUAUUAAAAUUAAUAUGCCUUUUGCAAUCUUAGAAAGAAUGAAUAUGAAUGGUUGGUUAUAUCCUUGUUAUUAUCCUGUUAAAAAUAGCUUGGAUUCAAGAUGUUUGUACUCUGAAACUACAAUUCCUUGUAGUUUUUUAUGUAAACGUGGCUCCUCCAUGUUAUGAUAAUUACAAUUGACCCCUUGAGUUUA
This is a messenger RNA of Olea europaea var. sylvestris, 1821 nucleotides long. RefSeq names its product B3 domain-containing protein Os01g0234100-like. The coding region runs from base 1 to 1509 and encodes 502 amino acids. Gene Ontology annotation, molecular function: DNA binding. The record is from RefSeq and is a predicted model, not a curated record. The transcript has 8 exons. NCBI's taxonomy places the organism in Eukaryota, Viridiplantae, Streptophyta, Magnoliopsida, Lamiales, Oleaceae.